Messenger RNA from Meleagris gallopavo (turkey), 4153 nucleotides. Lineage: Eukaryota; Metazoa; Chordata; Aves; Galliformes; Phasianidae. The record is from RefSeq and is a predicted model, not a curated record.
UGUUUCUUAUCCUAAAGAGGAACAAAGCAGUGAGAUGAGAACAAAUUUUUAUGUUUUUAUCCAGCACAGGCAGUUUGGGAAUCUGUAGUCCAAAGUGUCUGAGAUUUGAAUACGUUGUGAUGUUUCCAAGACUAAGAAUGCAAGUCCCCCAUCUACAAAAGUACGAGGCAAUCUGAUCUGUGGCUAAAUUAAAGAACUUCAUGUGUUUAAAUGCAUGCGGUGUGCGAAUCUGAUGUUCCCUUUGACUUUUUUGCCUCUCUUUCUUGCAGGCUUUUUGCUGCUAAGUGCAGUGGCUGCAUGGAAAAAAUUGCCCCAACAGAAUUCGUGAUGAGAGCCCUGGAGUGCGUUUACCACUUAAGCUGCUUCUGUUGCUGUGUUUGUGAGCGACAGCUGAGAAAAGGGGAUGAGUUUGUUCUUAAGGAAGGGCAGUUGCUCUGUAAAAGUGACUAUGAGAAAGAGAAGGACCUGCUGAGCUCCGUCAGCCCAGAUGAUUCCGACUCAGUUAAAAGCGAUGAUGAAGAUGGAGAUGUUAAGCCCACCAAAGGACAAGUAACACAAGGAAAAGGAAGUGAUGAUGGGAAGGACCCAAGGAGACCUAAACGACCAAGGACAAUACUCACUACACAGCAGAGACGGGCAUUCAAAGCAUCCUUUGAAGUGUCUUCCAAGCCCUGUAGGAAGGUCAGAGAAACUUUAGCAGCUGAAACGGGACUCAGUGUGCGAGUUGUCCAGGUUUGGUUUCAAAACCAAAGAGCAAAGAUGAAAAAACUAGCACGAAGGCACCAGCAGCAGCAGGAGCAACAAAACUCUCAGCGACUAGGGCAAGAAGUAAUGUCUAACCGAAUGGAAGGGAUGAUGACAUCUUACACACCACUUGCACCACCACAGCAGCAGAUUGUAGCAAUGGAUCAAAGCAGUUAUGGCACAGACCCAUUUCAGCAGGGUCUGACCCCUCCACAAAUGCCAGGCGACCACAUGAACCCUUAUGGAAACGACUCCAUUUUUCAUGAUAUCGACAGUGAUACCUCUUUAACUAGCUUGAGCGACUGUUUUCUUGCCUCUUCUGAAGUUAACUCCAUGCAGGCUAGGGUAGGAAACCCCAUUGACAGGCUGUACUCUAUGCAGAGCUCGUAUUUCGCCUCAUGAAAAUAAACGAAAACAAACAGCCGGCGUGUACUUAGCCAGUGACUUUUUCCAGUGCAGACUCUACAGCCAUAUGUUGCCCAGCUCUUCCUUCACAGUGACUCCUGCUGCCUCUGGACUGCAAAGAGCAUUUUUAGGAAGACUAUAUUUGUGUGCAUAUAUGUAUGUAUGUACGUGCAUAUAUCUGUACCUACCUACCUACAUACAUACAUAUAUAAACAAAACACAUCUACCAGUCACAUACCCUUGAUUCUCAGCUUGCACCAGACCAAGAGAGAAGCAUGAAAGGAACAGAAGACUCUGCUCUUCAGCAGCCUUUGUUUUGGUUUGGUUUGAGCUCUCCGUUGUAAAGGAAAUGGAUUUUGUGGAAAGCUAGACCUUUUCCUCCUUUCUCUCUUCCUUUCUUUUGGAUGUUUAAAUUUUUUUUAAGCCACUGAUACUGACAUCAGUCAACCAUAUGACAAAUAAAUCAAAGAAACUGGAGGUUCCUCCCUUUUCUUACUGCAUGAUUCAUACUAUGUUGUGGAUAAAUUGCCAUUUGAACUGUGAGAAGUUAAUGUAAAUGUGACGUUCAACAUUUGUUUCCUUUCUACACUUUUUCUACAUAACCUAGAUCUGCUCAUUAGUUUAUAGCCCUUAUACAUAUGGUACUGAGGAAACUGGUUAACAGUAAUAUUUGUGGAGAAAGCCAGUGAUUUUGUAAUAAGAAAGGUCUAUGACCCUGGAGAUGAGAUGCAUGUUAGGGACAGAGGCGUUUAGAUUAGUAUUGAUCUUAAAUAAUUAAAACUAAAGGUGCUUACAAGACAGAGUUUUAUUUAAUUUUUCUGAAGUGUGAGAAUAAAACAUUUACUUUUGUUUGUAAGUAUUUCAGUGCCAAAUUUUAAGUCUAGAAUAUGAUUGGCAGAUGUGUUGUUCAUUCUGUUCUGUUUAUUUAUAUUUUGCAUGAGGCAUAAAUGUGCUAUACUCCAUUGUCCAUCUGGAAUAAUUAAGCACUCCUUUAGUUAAUUGUCUUGCCUCAGCAAGGAUCUAUGGUACACAAUUCUAGCCUGAGCCAUCAGAAGUCCUCAAACGUGCACCAACUGGGAAAAAAUAGUAGAAAAGAGAUCGCAAUGGAAGGUUUGGAUGUAUUGAACUGGAGUCAAAUCGAACGCCUGCAGGUUUCACACUGAUGGGACUCCUGAAUUCAUAAUAAAUACUCCAACUAACCUUGUAGUAGUGCAAACCGAGGAGCAAGAACUGCUUGCACUGAAGGGAAUGUCCCAGUUGAAGUCUGAUCGUCUCAGACUCUGAAGUCUGAGCAUAUGUCAUAUAGGUUUUCGUAGGGCAUAAAAUAUCAUAAAUAAUAAUAGCAUAGUUAUGAAUAUUGCCUGGUGAUAAUUAUAAUGCGGAGAGGCAGACAAGUACAGUCAUGGUUCUUAGUGGAGAAAACUUCAUGGGGAAAAUUUGCCAGGGUAAUAUCAGUAAUUACAGGGUGUGUUCAAAAUAGAGCUCAUGGGGAAAGAUUGGCAGGAUAGAACUUUCUGAAACAAAUACCUUUACUGUAUUGACCAUAACAGCCAAAACCAAGUCCAGAGCACUGGAUGACAUUGGGCCAAGGACUGGCAGUGCGGCAGAGCUGCAGCCUGCAGGGGUCACAGCAGGCACAAGAGCAGGGUCGCUCCUGGGCCCUGGCUGAGGGGCAGCUCGCCCUGCAGGGAGCUCCCACUGCGCCACCGCCGUCCUGCCGGGCAGCGCCGCCAGGCCGCUCGCCUCUUCUGGUGCAGAGCAGCUCCCCGUGAGCCCAGGACGGGUGGGAGGCAGGGAUCAGGUGCCAGGUCUGAGGAAACAAAUACAUUCACGGUUCUCUCCGGAAUGGAAACGUGGACCGUGAGUUAGAGGUUUAUUAAGCAAGCAAACUUUUAUCUCUGAGAUAAGUUAAUCCGGCCUCGCUCUAUGGAGGUGAGGCAAGCACUGGGGGAAAAGACUUCGUGCAUACAGUACAGCAGUGAGGCACAGACCUGGAGGUAGACCCCUCCUGCUGCUGCACGGCAGCCAAACCCAUACCUGCUCUCCACACGACUCCCGGUGCCCAGAGGAUCCCAUGGCCCCACGCUGGCGCUGGAGGAUGCCCCCCUCCCUGCAGCUGCCCAUCUCGUCUCUCUGAGGAGUUGGGGCCUUUACACCCCUGUGCUUUUGCUAGUGACAUUCUCUCACUUUCUUUUUAGUUGAAGGCUGUGAAAGCCCUGAUGUGUUUUGAAAUUGGAAGAAUUUUCUUUUCUUAUCCAUCCUUCCCUUUCCUUGUGUAUUAAAAUAAAGAACUUCCUUUCUCUCUGCAUGGUAAUAAAUAUUUAUAAAGAACUCAGGUGAGCUGUACUGCUUGCAGGGCAGAAGGCAAGCACUUUUUGUAUGGCACAUUAUAAACAUUUGUAACCACCAAUCUCAAUGGAUUCACUAUGUUUUCUUCCCCAUCCUCUCCUAUGCUCCUUUAGAGUCAUAGAAAAGCAUCCUGACCAUCUCAAACAUACUGGGUUUAUAAACUAGACACAAAUCUUGCUUUGUCCCUCAUUAUUGGCAGAAUCAAAAUGAUAUUUUUAAUGUAAUCAGAGACUUGUAUAUGAGAGCUAUAAUGUGACCUGCAGAACUGCUUUGUCCCAACUCUACCUCUGCUUCUGCCCGGGCUGUUGAAAAUACAAUCCAUUUCCAAGAAAAGGAUCAGAUAUCCCAUUUGAUAGCUAAAAUAGCCAUAAUCCUUUGUUGUUCUUUAGAUGGCUGUUUGCCACCCUUUCUUUCUCUUUCAUUGCAGUGUACCUGUAUCUACCAUCUCUUUUCCAUCAGUGUGUUGUGUGAUGGUGUCAUAGCUGUUUGCUGCCCCGUAUUCCUCCGCCUCUGGUGCCACAGGCACUACACAGUUGAGCCGUCUGGCAUGCAUAAUGUUCUCUUGCCACCGUGUGCUGCUGGUCAAGAGAAGGAAUGCAUAGCCGAAGGUUUCCAGCAGACCCAUUAUAUCUGGCAAAGGCCAAAGUUCACUAAA